Messenger RNA from Symbiodinium sp. CCMP2592, 1866 nucleotides. The record is from the annotation of a GenBank genome assembly. Lineage: Eukaryota; Dinophyceae; Suessiales; Symbiodiniaceae.
AUGAACAAAAUCUUGGAGUCGCAUUGUACUCUUCAGGCCACACUUCGCAAGUUCUGCCUCACCUCCAAGACUGCCAAGACUUUAAGAGCUCCAAUGCCAUCGCCCUACGAAAGUCCUGCGAAGAGGGCGAAAACCGGUGAUGCCUUCAGAGUCAUUGACGGAGUGAAGUACGACCGCGCACUGCUGGACCGUGCGCAGGCAGCGGUAGAGGAUGGCCAGGUCUCCCUCGAGGGAGCAACCGCCCUGUGGGAAGAUCUUUUCGAAGGUCGCAGCGCGACCGCUGUUGAGAAAGAGACGCUGAAGUACGUGCUCGGCAACCAUCAGUUUACCAACAAAGCGCGGAGAUUCCUGGAGUCAAAGCUGGGCGCAAAGUCAGCCAGCUUGUAUUACAAGACCAUCGCCCGGGUGCAAUACGACCGCCAACUUCUGGACAAAGCGGAGCAGUUUGCCAGCAACGGCAAUAUCUCUUACGAGGAGGCCAUCGAACUCUGGGAAGCAGUCCAGGAUGGUUCUGAAAUCACCGACUGCGAGAUUCGCACCCUUCAGUACAUCAUCGACAACUUGUCGAUCAGCCAGAAGGCCCAGGAGUACUUGGAAGAGCGGUUAGCUCCUGGAUCAUCGCUGACAGCACCGGCAGGGCCGUCCACGCCAAAGCGUGCACCGCCUUCCAGUCCGGUAGAUGUGCCCUCUGCAUCACCAGCUCCUCGCCAAGCAUCCAAAGCUACGUCGCCAGCGACGCCCCGUGGGCGGGGCUUUGGCAGAGCCUCUCCGAAAACGACACCACGCGGUCGUGGCCGAAGUGCAACGCCCAAGGCUUCACCCAAGGCGAAGGCACCCUCCACUCCGGUGCGAGCGAGCACUGCGUCAGCUGCGGUGCAGACGACACCUGCGCUGACAAGAGCUCAGGCCACCCCGAAGGCCACGCCCAAGGCUACGCCCAAGGCCACGCCAAAGGCAACGCCCAAGAGCGCUGCGAAGUCCACGGUUCAAGAGGCCGAAGCUGAGCCUGAGCCGACAGAGUCCGCGCCGGCAGAGCCGGAACCGGCCACACCAAGAUCUGCUCGUUCCAGAUCACCGGCGAAGGCUACUCCGCCGAAGGCCACGCCGCCAAAGCCCACCCCUCCCAAAGCCUCACCCAAGAAGGCCAGCCCGAAGGCUGCGACGCCGAAGCCCGAACCCCCAACACCUCAAGCGACUCCGAAAGCUGCUCCCAAGGCUUCGCCCAAAGAAAGCCCCGUUCAGGACAAGACGUCGCCACCAGCCGUCCCAAACGGCCCAAGCCCACCGCCAGCACCGCCAGCAGCCCGCGAGGCGCCUCAACCGCCCGAGCCCUCUACACCGCCGGCAAAGGUGAGAAAGCAAAGCAGCCCACCGCCGAAAGCAGUUCCAGCAGAGGCUGGCAAAGCAGCACCAUCAGAGCUGGAGGCGGCGGAAGAGGCUGUGAGAGCGUGCCGGGCCCGUGAGAGGGAGUCGCAGGAGGCCGUGCAGGCAGCCAAGGAGGCUUCUCUUCGCACGAAAACCUUGGAAGAGGAGAUUCGCAAGCUGGUCCACGGCGCGGAAAAUGCCAAGGCAUGUGCGCAGAAGGCUCAUGUGGCAGCUUCCAAGGCACAGCGCUCUGCCGAGAAGGCUUUGAAGGAGCAGCACAGCAUUGAGGCUGCAAUGAAGGCGAAGCAGCAAGAGGUCGAGGCGAUGGCGGCCGAGGCCGCCAAAAGGACUGAGCUUGAAAAAGGGCUUCUGGAGGCGGUUACUCAGCGAGAGCAGGCGCAGGCAAGACUGGCGCAGAAGCGUGCGGCCACGCAGCCCUCGGCCUGGGCCGGUGCGAAGGCACCACCUUUGGAUUCGCGGACGCCGCGUCGCUUAGAAUGA